AUGGUCCAAGUCGAGAAUAAAGCUGUGCUGAUUGUCAUUGAUGGAUGGGGAGUUCCAGGUGAAAAUUCACCUAAAGAUGGAGAUGCCAUUACAAACGCGGAAACUCCAGUAAUGGACGCUUUCGCAAACAACCCAGAUGGAUACACCAAGCUUGAGGCAUCCUCUUUGGCAGUAGGACUUCCCGAGGGCCUGAUGGGCAACUCGGAGGUCGGUCAUUUGAACAUUGGUGCUGGACGAGUCGUAUGGCAGGAUGUGGUCAGAAUUGACCAAACAAUUAAAAAAGGAGAGUUGAACAAGAACGAGGUUGUCAUGAAGGCAUUCAAGGCUGCUAAGGAUGGUAAUGGACGUCUCCACCUUUGUGGCUUGAUCUCAGAUGGUGGUGUACACGCCAAGCAAGACCACCUCUACGCCCUCCUCAAGGUUGCGAAGGAACUCGAAAUUCCCCAUGUCUAUAUUCACUUCUUUGGUGAUGGACGUGAUACCGACCCAAAAUCUGGCGCUGGUUACAUGGAAGCUCUUCUAGAGAAUAUUAAGGAAAUUGGAAUCGGCGAGAUCGCAACAGUUGUCGGCAGAUACUAUGCUAUGGACCGUGAUAAGCGAUGGGAUAGAGUUGAAGUUGGAUUGAACGGUCUAUGCAUCGGUGAAGGAGAGGAGAGCAGUGACCCAGUCAAGACAAUUAAGGAGAGAUAUGCGAAGGGCGAGAACGACGAGUUCUUGAAGCCUAUCAUUGUAGGAGGAAAGGAGGCUCGCAUCCAAGAUAACGAUCAAGUCUUUUUCUUCAACUACCGAUCCGACCGUGUCCGAGAGAUCACUCAACUGCUUGGCGAUGUUGACCGUUCGCCAAAACCAGACUUCGCCUACCCAAAGAACAUCACUCUUACUACUAUGACCCAAUAUAAGCUCGAUUACCCAUUCGAAAUCGCAUUCAAGCCUCAGCACAUGGGUAAUGUCUUGGCCGAAACUCUCGGUGCCCAAGGCGUCAACCAGGUUCACGUUGCCGAGACUGAGAAAUACGCUCACGUUACAUUCUUCUUCAAUGGAGGUGUCGAGAAAAUGUUCCCUCUGGAGGUUAGAGACGAAUCGCAAGAUCUCGUACCAUCGAACAAGAGCGUCGAUACCUACGACAAAGCCCCAGAGAUGAGUGCUGCAGGUGUCGCCAAGCAAACGAGCAAACGUAUCUCGGAAGGAAAAUUCGAAUUCGUGAUGAAUAACUUUGCGCCACCUGAUAUGGUUGGCCACACCGGUGUCUAUGAGGCUGCAAUAAUUGGUGUUGCUACUACUGAUAAAGCCAUUGGCGAGAUUUAUGAGACUUGCAAAAAGGAGGGAUAUGUCCUUUUCAUUACCUCUGAUCACGGUAAUGCCGAAGAAAUGAAGUUUGCCGACGGCAAACCCAAAACUUCCCACACAACCAAUAAAGUGCCAUUCAUUAUGGCGAACGCUCCACAGGGCUGGUCUCUCAAGCAAACAGAUGAAGGUGUUCUAGGUGAUGUAGCACCUACGAUUCUGGAAGUUAUGGGCUUGAAACAACCCGAGGAGAUGACUGGAUCCAGUCUUUUGGUCAAGAGUUAG
Sclerotinia borealis F-4128 is the source of this 1569-nucleotide messenger RNA. The record is from the annotation of a GenBank genome assembly. Lineage: Eukaryota; Fungi; Ascomycota; Leotiomycetes; Helotiales; Sclerotiniaceae.